This is a messenger RNA of Dentiscutata heterogama, 201 nucleotides long. Lineage: Eukaryota; Fungi; Glomeromycota; Glomeromycetes; Diversisporales; Gigasporaceae. The record is from the annotation of a GenBank genome assembly.
CUUAAAGACAGAGUUACCAAAUUAGAACAGAACCAGAUCCAGGUUACUAUUAACGAACAGGAAGCAUCUCCCACAAAAGAUAUUUUGCCAUCCUCAGCUUGUUCAGAAUUAUCUGUAAUUUCUCAAUCAUCCGCUUCAACUAUUGAAACUUACUCCAAUGAAGAAAAUUAUAUAGGCCCUGUGGAUCCAAAUCUGGUAUAA